This is a messenger RNA of Hyaena hyaena (striped hyena), 1367 nucleotides long. RefSeq names its product SPRY domain containing 4 (gene SPRYD4). Lineage: Eukaryota; Metazoa; Chordata; Mammalia; Carnivora; Hyaenidae. The transcript is spliced from 2 exons. Bases 51 to 674 code for a protein of 207 amino acids. The record is from RefSeq and is a predicted model, not a curated record. Gene Ontology annotation, molecular function: protein binding.
AUGGCGGGGUCUCAGGCCAGAGGGCGUGCCCUAUUCAGCCCUGGCGCAAGAUGGCGCUGCCUUUUGCACGUUCGCUGUGCUUGUGCCGCCGGGGAGCCAAACGACUAGGGGUUGCCGUCGCGGAAGCCCGCAGAGGCAUCAGUUUCAAACUGGAAGAAAAAACCGCCCACAGCAGCCUGGCACUCUUCAAAGGUGACACAGGUGUCAAGUACGGCAUAGUAGGAUUGGAGCCCACCAAGUUGGCCCUGAACGUGGAGCGUUUCCGGGAAUGGGCCGUAGUGCUGGCAGACACAGCGGUCACCAGUGGCAGGCACUACUGGGAAGUGACAGUGAAGCGCUCCCAGCAAUUCCGGAUAGGAGUGGCCGAUGUGGAUAUGUCCCGGGAUAGUUGCAUCGGUGUUGACGAUCGUUCCUGGGUGUUCACGUAUGCCCAGCGCAAGUGGCACACCAUGUUGGCCAACGAAAAAGCCCCUAUUGAGGGCAUGGGGCAGCCAGAGAAGGUGGGGCUGCUGCUGGAGUAUGAGGCGCAAAAGCUGAGUCUGGUGGAUGUGAGCAGAGUCGCUGUGGUCCACACGCUACAGACAGAUUUCCAAGGUCCAGUGGUACCUGCCUUUGCCCUUUGGGAUGGAGAGCUGCUGACCCACUCGGGGCUUGAAGUGCCUAAAGGCCUCUAGCAUGUCCUUCACUGGAGUCCUUAAUCAUGCUCUUUCUUGGGUAGCCUCCUGGUGAAACUGCCUGAAACCUUUUAAUUUUGCCGCCAAGCAACCUCUAACUCUGGCAAUUCAGUCCUCUAUGUAAUGUCUCAGUCUUUUUCCUCUACCCUACCCUGUGAAGACUGGGCAUACAGCCACCCUCUCCCCUCCCCCAAUCUACCACCAGUUUCCUAGGCUACCCUGAGUAUCCUUAACCUGACUGGCUUCCUUCAGUCCCUCUUCCUCCCUGUGCCCAGACCUUCUCAGACUGCAUUCAGUUCUGGGGUCUUAUCUUUCAACUGAAUUUAUUCAUCACUGUGAUACCUCCGCCUCCCUUUGCUCCCAUGUAAUGUCCUCUUCUUCCCCUUUCCCCCUUGGGGCUCUACAGGAUCUCUCCAGAGUAAAUCCUUUCUACCUCUGGCUGGAGGAGUGGUACAGUCAAUGUCCUGGACCUUUCCCUGUCGCACAUACAGAGUCUUGGCUCUGGUUCCCUCAGGAAGUGCUUUUCUGUGUCCAAAUGAAACAGAGCCCUCCUUCCCCAGUACCUCAGUGCCAGACUUUCAGCCCCACACAGCUGCAGCUAUCACCACCUAGAGUCCAUCUGCCUUGAUCUGCACAUCCCUGACAUCUGGUCAAUCUGUUAUAAUCAUUGGGCCAGUUACAACCAUGAUAAAA